AUGGCAUUGUACCGAUCUCUUCUCUUACAUCAUCCAACUUCUCCGCCUGUGAUUCCCUUUUUCCGAAAUUACCCCUCGAAACCGCUCAAAUCCUCCAGCUUGCCAUUCUUCCACCACUGCCGCCAGUCUCCGGUCUCCUCCGUUCGUUGUUCUUCUUCGUCGUCGUCGACCAUGGAAUCUCCUCCCGAAGGUUACAGAAGAAAUGUCGGUGUCUGUCUCAUGAAUCCUUCCAAAAAGAUUUUCGCUGCCUCGAGGUUGGAUAUUCCCAGUGCCUGGCAAAUGCCUCAGGGUGGAAUCGACGAGGGUGAAGAUCCAAGAGUUGCAGUCAUGAGAGAGCUUAAAGAAGAGACUGGUGUUCACUCUGCUGAGAUCAUCGCAGAGGCACCUUACUGGGUAACGUAUGAUUUCCCUCCAGAUGUGAGGGAGAAGCUUAAGGUCCGAUGGGGAUCUGACUGGAAGGGCCAAGCACAGAAAUGGUUUCUUCUCAAGUUUACUGGAAAAGACGAAGAAAUCAAUCUUCUUGGUGAUGGAACUGAGAAACCCGAGUUUGGUGAAUGGUCUUGGACAUCUCCUGAUCAACUCAUUGAACUUGCAGUGGAUUUCAAGAAGCCAGUGUACAAGGAAGUCCUCUCGGCUUUCUCUUCUCAUCUCCAGUGA
Molecule: messenger RNA, 657 nt
Organism: Microthlaspi erraticum
Lineage: Eukaryota; Viridiplantae; Streptophyta; Magnoliopsida; Brassicales; Brassicaceae
Source: the annotation of a GenBank genome assembly